CAUGUCAACAUAGACGUUCGUAACGAUGGACAUAGUUUGCGGACAGGACUACGAUGUUUAAUAAUGGAUUUAAUGUUCAAACUUUUUGUUACAGUUCUUAUAUUAUUUAUAACACACAUGUUGAACGGGUUAUACAGCCAAGAAUUAUCUGCACGCUUUAAGAACGCUUCUGAAGCCAUAGAGAGGCUUUUAGAAGGCUACGAUAUACGCCUGCGUCCAGAUUUUGCAGGAGAUCCUCUGUCCAUUGGAAUCGAAGUGAUACUUGCAAGUUUUGAUGCCAUUUCCGAAGUAAACAUGGACUAUACGAUAACAAUGUACCUGAACCAGUACUGGAUGGACCAACGUCUUGCCUUCUCACCCUUAUCGAAUGCAAGCAUGACUCUAUCAGGUGAUUUUGCAGAAAAGAUAUGGGUGCCAGACACGUUCUUUGCCAACGACAAGAAUUCGUUUCUCCACGAUGUAACAGAGAAAAACAAAAUGAUCCGAUUAUUUGGAAACGGUUCCAUCAUAUACGGCAUGCGGCAAUUUGACCGAGACUGA
Molecule: messenger RNA, 540 nt
Organism: Mya arenaria
Lineage: Eukaryota; Metazoa; Mollusca; Bivalvia; Myida; Myidae
Product: gamma-aminobutyric acid receptor subunit beta-like
Exons: 6
Coding region: 64-540 (158 amino acids)
Biological process (GO): monoatomic ion transmembrane transport; nervous system process; signal transduction
Cellular component (GO): GABA-A receptor complex; membrane; neuron projection
Molecular function (GO): extracellular ligand-gated monoatomic ion channel activity; GABA-A receptor activity; neurotransmitter receptor activity
Source: RefSeq, a predicted model, not a curated record